Molecule: messenger RNA, 1713 nt
Organism: Aspergillus aculeatus ATCC 16872
Lineage: Eukaryota; Fungi; Ascomycota; Eurotiomycetes; Eurotiales; Aspergillaceae
Product: flavin-containing monooxygenase
Exons: 7
Coding region: 1-1713 (570 amino acids)
Molecular function (GO): flavin adenine dinucleotide binding; NADP binding; N,N-dimethylaniline monooxygenase activity
Source: RefSeq, a predicted model, not a curated record
AUGGGCUCUAUCGGCGAUUACACCACAGCAAAGGUUCAACCUCAUGAACCUUACGAGGUCAUUGACCAACCGAGUCGCUCGCGUCGCAAGAUCCGCAUUAUUGUGAUCGGAGCGGGAGCAAGCGCAUUGAAUUUUGCGCACGAUAUUGACCAGAGCACAUUGGACCUCGAGUUGGUUCUGUAUGAGAAAAACCCCGAGAUUGGUGGCACUUGGUUUGAGAACCGGUACCCCGGAUGCGGAUGUGACAUCCCCUCGGUGAAUUAUCAAUUCUCAUGGGCGCCUUCUCCCGACUGGACCUCCUUUUACUCGGCCGCCCCGGAGAUCUUGAAGUACUUUAAGCGAGUUGCAGACGAGCACGAUUUGCACAAAUAUAUUCGCCUCAGCCACCGGGUCAUAGGGGCCUCAUGGAAUGAAUAUGACGAACAGUGGCAUGUGAAGGUGCAAAGAGGUGACAAUCCCGAAGAUGUCUUUGAGGAUCGAGCUCACAUCCUAGUCAACGCGUCCGGAGUCUUGAACAAGUGGAAAUGGCCUGCCAUCCAAGGGCGAGAAACCUUCCAGGGUCCGAUGCUUCAUAGUGCGCAUUGGAAUGACCAAGUCGAGUUGAAAGGGAAGCGCGUGGCAGUGAUCGGCUCAGGAUCUUCGGCGGUGCAAAUUGUUCCAUCCAUCCAGCCAACGGUGUCGUCCCUGAAAUGCUUUAUCCGCAGCGCAUCUUGGGUGACCGCAGGAUUUGGCCAGCGGUUCGCAGGAAAGGGAGGGGCAAACUUCCAAUAUACUCCAAAGCAGAAGAAGAUACUACAAAAUGACCCUCAGAAAUAUCUGGCUUAUCGUAAGAAGAUCGAAUCGGAGCUCAAUUCUCGUUUCCGAUUCAUCCUCAAUGGCUCGGAGGAGCAGGCCAACGCAAGAGCGCUCGCCAGUCGGCCUGAUAUUGCUGACCACAUCGUGCCCAAGGACUUUGCCGUGGGUUGUCGUCGGCCUACCCCCGGAAAUGGAUACCUCGAGGCACUCUGCAGCGACAAUACCGAGGUCGUUUCGCAGUCAAUCGCAGAGAUCACCCCCAAGGGUAUCAAGACCACCGACGGUGUUGAGCAUGAAGUUGACGUGAUUGUGUGUGCCACUGGAUUUGACGUCAGCUGGCGGCCAUCGUAUCCUACAAUUGGCAGGGAAUCCCGCAGUCUCAGUGAGCAGUGGAAGGAGAUUCCGAGGACCUACCUUUCCAUCACCGUCCCCAACUUCCCCAAUUAUCUCAUCUUCAAUGGCCCUUUCGGCCCGUAUGGUCACGGAAGCUUUCUCCCGAUUACAGAAACCUUGUCGCGUCACUUCCUCCAAAUUCUCGAGAAAAUGUCGUCGGAGGGUAUCACCUCCUUUGAACCCAAAGCCGAGGCAGUCGCGGAAUUCUUCGAGCAUCAUAGAAAAUUUAUGCCCCGCACAGCGUGGACAUCCCCAUGUCGUUCUUGGUUCAAGCAGGGUACCGUGGAUGGCGAGGUCAUGAUGUGGCCGGGCUCCAGAAUCCAUUUUUUCGAAACCAUGAAACAACCCCGGUGGGAAGAUUACCAUCUUCGAUACACGACAAACAAUCGAUUCGGAUACCUAGGGAAUGGGUUUGCCGCCCGCGAGUUUGAUGGAAGUGAUCUGUCUUGGUACCUCGGGACUUUAGAAGGUAACGAACAGGCCUACCUUCCGGAUGAGGAUUUUGCAGAUUUCAUGGUGUACUAG